AACAGUCCUCGUGAAAGAGAUGAUAUGAAUCAAGGGACGUUUAGCCAACGGGACAUUCAGGUCGAUGGGCAAAUGCUUUCCAAGUUGACCAUAACGCCACAGCCACAAUCCCCGCCUCCGCCUCCGCCUGCUUCUCGCCCGAGUGUCAGUUUCUUGGAUGAUGCUCAGCAUAAUACUGAUAUGGACCACGGCGACAGGCGUGAAGAUACUUACGAGCCUGGUGAAAUUGGCUCGCGAUCGGCUAAUCCAGCACCGAAAAGGAAACGAACCUCUCGCGGUAAGGGUAGACGAAGAAAGCGGGCAAAUGGUCAAUCUGGACCUAAUGUUCCUGGAGAGCCGUCCAGACCAGGAGAUCAAUCUAGGCCUCGAGAGCGAUCUCGGCCUCGAGAACAGUCGCCGAUUCGAAACCGCUCACAGUACUGGAGCCCUUCGAUAAACACUCGUUCUCCCAGGGACAUGCAUAGUGGUGUGUCUCGUCGAGAAUUACCAUCCCGGGGUCGGCAAGAGCGCGACUGGCAACCCAGAUCUCGUCCUCCCUCUCCGCGUUAUCGCCCAAUGGGUUACGGGGACCAGAGAGUGCGUGAUUCGCGAGCAAGAUCUCGAUCCCAAAGUCCGCGUCGACAGAGUUCCGGGUAUCACCAAUAUCGCAACCCACGAGAGACAUAUCGCUAAGUCUAAGAAUCCCUACUAUAAAGUUACUACGCUCCGGAAAUUUUAGUGUAGAUGGAACCAGUUAAGAUAGUUAAUAGCCAUGCG
Molecule: messenger RNA, 756 nt
Organism: Daldinia loculata
Lineage: Eukaryota; Fungi; Ascomycota; Sordariomycetes; Xylariales; Hypoxylaceae
Exons: 1
Coding region: 25-672 (215 amino acids)
Source: RefSeq, a predicted model, not a curated record